Clupea harengus (Atlantic herring) is the source of this 6304-nucleotide messenger RNA. Its product is annotated as E3 ubiquitin-protein ligase listerin. Gene Ontology annotation, molecular function: ubiquitin protein ligase activity; ribosomal large subunit binding; zinc ion binding. The record is from RefSeq and is a predicted model, not a curated record. NCBI's taxonomy places the organism in Eukaryota, Metazoa, Chordata, Actinopteri, Clupeiformes, Clupeidae. Gene Ontology annotation, biological process: ribosome-associated ubiquitin-dependent protein catabolic process; rescue of stalled cytosolic ribosome. Gene Ontology annotation, cellular component: cytosol; RQC complex.
CUUCCGUGUAGAAAUCAAUGACGCGCUUUAUGGAUACUCCAUGCGACUUUAUGGACAAGUUACCUUCUACUAAACACAGAUUUCAUAUACGUUGUACACGCGCAGAUUACAGACAAUGGGAGGGAAGAAUAAACAGAGGACAAAAGGAAACGUUCGGCCGUCGAGUAGUGGCAGAGCCGCUGAACUCCUGGCGCGGGAGAGUGGAGUAGUUCCAGGGUUUGUUGGUUUCGGAGUUUCCGCAUCAAAUGACCCGGGUUAUGUACCAGCUGUCCAUGGUGCUGAGGAAAUAGACAACCUUGUUGAUGCCGACUUCCGACUGGUUUUACGGAAGUUGUCAAAAAGAGAUGCUGUCACAAAAUUAAAGGCUGUUCAGGAAUUUGCCGCAAUGUGUCAAGAAAGAGAACCAGAUGUGGUUAAAGGUGUGCUUCCAUACUGGCCACGAAUAUACUGCAAGAUAUCAGUGGACCAUGACCGACGCGUCCGUGAAGCCACGCAGCAGGCGUUUGAACAGCUCAUUCUGAAGGUGAGGAGGAACCUCGCCCCAUAUCUCAAGAGCAUCAUGGGUCACUGGCUGAUCGCCCAGUGUGACACGUACACCCCGGCUUCCUCGUCGGCCAGCACGGCAUUCCAGGCAGCGUUCCCCCUCAACAAACAACCCGGGGCGCUCAGCUUCUGCCGGGACGAGAUCCUCUCCGUCAUUCAGGAAACCCUAUUGAAGGAAACCGCAGACACUUUAAGUGAUCCUCAGAACGUGCCAGAGGAGGAGAGAGAGGCCAAGUACGUGCGUCUGCUGACCAGCUCCCUGCUAGCCCUCAAACGGCUCCUCAUACAACUGCCCCCACCUGACCGGGAGGCCCUCAGCGAGCGGCUGGCACAGCUCCUGGCCCAGGGAAAGUUCUGGAAGUACAGCAAACACAAGACCCCACAGGUCCGAGGGGCGUUCUUUGAGGUGGUGGCGUGUCUGUGUGAGCUCGUGCCCUCGCUGGCGCAGGCUGAGAGCCCGCGGGUCUGCUCCUCUGUCCUCCUCAGCAUCGACGACACCGAACCCCUGGUGCUGCCCGCUCUCUGGGCCGCCGUGCUGCACGUGGUCUCUGGCAUCACGGACUGCUGGACGCAUGUGAACGCCAGGAAAGGCAUGAUGCCCAAACUGUGGGUGCUGCUGAAAGAGGGGGGGAAAGGCUUGGCCACGGCCCUGCACCCCAACAUGCUGCCGUUCAUCAGCAAGCUGCCCGAGGAGAUCACCACACCCGUUCUGGACUUCUACACCACCUUCUUCACCAACGUCAUCCUCGGUCUGUCUAGCGAACGCGCCGUGUCCAGUCCCUCUGAGAGCGGCGCCAUCAUCGUUGCCACAGUGGAGUGCCUGCGUUACUGCCUGAUGCAGCACGCGGGCGACGACCCGCAGCAGAGGAGUGUUCAGAGCAUGCUCAUCAGCGAACAGCUGCUGCCACUGAUUGACCGGGCGCUGGAGAGCACGGCCCUUCAGACGGGCCCCUUGUUCCCUCAGGCGGCGGACAUGCUCCUCUCCUGGGAGAAGAGGGCCGAGCCCGCGGGCACACACGACCCAGCAGCGGGCACCGAUGCCACCUUCCAGAGGGCACUGGCGGACUUCUGGGAGGGCCUGGGCCGCCUGUGCCUGCGACACGUGGACAGCGAGGACCCCGAGCAGAACUCUCUGGAGGGCAUCGCCGCCCUGCUCCGGGUCAUCCAGAACCCUGAGUCCGGAUCCUGGAGGCAGGCCAAGAGGAAGAAGAAGAGCGUGAAGAUCUCCUUCUCCAGCCUGGAGGGGAAGGAGCCAGGGGAGGGAGAGGAGGUGGAGGUCCCUCAGGUGGUGGCAGUGGUGGCGGCGGCUCAGGAGCCCCAGCCAAAGGAGGCCGUGACUGUGCCGGCAGCGGCCGCCGGGUUGCCCACGCUGAGGAGCGGGCACCUGGUGGAGCUGGUGUGCCAGCUGGCGGAGGUGAACAUGGUGCACGUGACGGAGCGCGGCUCGGAGCGCCACCUCCGCUUCCUGUCCAUGCUGCUGCAGUCGUUCGCCACGCAGCAGGUCUUCCGGGUGCUGCUGCAGUCCGGUGAGAAGGGCACGGAGACGGAGCCGGAGGGGAAGGACCUGGGCCUGGGGGACGUGGCGCUCGCCCGGAACCCUGCCGUGCGUUUCCUCCUCCUGAGGGUGGUGGACUGGCUGCGACAGGAAGACAGGAGGGACACGGACUUCCUGGUGGACAUGGUGUUCAGUGCCCUGCAGUGCUGCAGCACCAGAGAUGAGAAGACGCGCAUCCUCAAUCACAUCACCACGAUGAACCUGGAGUGGGGGAUCCUCCUACAAAUCAUCCAGAAGGCCUCUGCUGAUGCGGUGUGUAUUGCGGAGUACCGCGGCUGGCUGAAGGGCUGUGUGUUGGGCGAGUGUUUGAUGGGUCUGGCCACCGUGCUGUGUGAGAGGGGUCUGCGUGGAUCGUCUUCCUCCUCCUCCUCAGCCUCACACACACACAGCUGGGCACUCAUCAGCCAGGUCCUGUCUCACCAGCACAACAAUGAGACCCUUAUCGGGAAAGAGUAUGUUGAGAAGAUCAUCGAUAAGCUCCACGCCACCCUCUCCGAGGCCAAGGGCAUGUCCGACGCGGGCAACAUGGAGCCCCUGGUGUCGUUCAUCUCGGACGUGGCAGCCAACUUCUUCUCAUCGGUGAAGGGCUGUCUGCUGCUGUCGUCGGCUGAGGAGCUGCUGCUCACCGUCUUCCAGCUGUGCGCCCAGGACCAGAGCCUCACCUGUCUCUCAGACCCCCUCCUCCAGAAGCUGAAGCAGGCCUGCUGUGCUGGUGUGCGCUCCCUGGUGAACCUCCUGGACUCUGAGGUGGUGGAGGGCACCUUCCUGCACAGCGUGGCUCUGUGGGUGAAGAACCAACUCAUCAGCUCCUCGCUGGGGGUGAAAAGUCUCCAGAUUCUGGUCCAGGCGGUGCAGAGCCUGGUGGAGACGCUGUGCUCGGCCAAGCAGAAUGGGCGCUCCCUCUUACCCAACUUCCUCCUCUGCUUGAGCCUCUCUGACGAGGAGUGGAGGAAGACCAGGCAGGCCCUUCCCCCACAGUGGGUGAAGAGUUCCCUCCUCUCCGGGAGACUGCGGGCGUCGUGUGCCUACCCCUGCAUGGACGCCUGGAAGUUCCGCUCGUGCGCCCGCCUCCCCGCACACCUGUGUGCCUCCGCCCUGCUGGCCCAGGUCAUCUGCACGGCGGCCGAGGCCACAGCCGGCGACGACGCUCUGGAACUGCCGCCGCUUAAACACACCGUUGCCGAAAUCCUGUAUGCCUUCCAGUGGUGUUCUGAGAUGGAAUACUCUCCCGCCAUUGUGGCCGACUUCCACAAAAUGCUUCAAGAGUGGAACCUCAUCACGAGAGUCCACAACAUAAGCUCUCACCUAUUACAGACACUGUUCACAAGGUCUCUGACUGAAGGGUCCCUGUGGGCUCUGACGACCUCUAGCUACAUCCACACUGGAGAGAUGACCCCUGGCGACAUCAAAGGCCUGUAUGGGAAUGUGGAGAGCUUCUUCCCUCUCACAGAGAAGAGUGUGAACACACUGCAGGUGUUGUGUCCAUCCCUGCCCAGAGACGAGCGAGAGACCCUGACCGCUCUGGCCAUCGCUGAGCUACUCAACUGGCAGGAGAUCAACCACAAUGUCUCCUCAUACCUAGCAGUGCUGCACUGCUGCCUGAGGGCCGACACUCCCGUGGAGGACGAUGUGCUGCUGGCGGCCCUGGCCUCCAUGAUGGAGUGGCGGAACAGCAAAGAGGAGUGGUUCCUCUUCAACAGUGACCUGGGCAAAGUGUCUGCUGACGACCUCUGUUUGGCGGUGGAGAUGAUGCGUUUCCUGUCCUGGGUGCUGACACAUUCCCCCGCUGUCCUCGGGGAGGCCCAGUGGGACUUCCUGCUCUGCUCCGUGCUGGCCUGGUUAGAGACAGCCAGUGAGAACACUACUGCCUUCUGGAACCCCUGGGUGCAGCUGUUUGCGUGCGAGACGUGUGAACUGAUCGUGCGGCUCGGCGAGUUCUUCACAGCACCCCCUGCUGGCGUGGUGGAGCAGCUGCCUCCGGAGCUGUGCACCGAGUGGCAGGAGUUCUUCUCCGAGGGCAUCAACAGCCUGCUCCUGCCCCUGCUCGUCAAAAUCCCUGACCACUUCAGGGAGCCGGACGACCCUCUGUUCCCGCUGCCGGUGCUGCGUGCGGUGGGUGCGGCCCUCACACACAUCCCCGCGCAGCAGCUGGUGAAGAACAGGCUCCCGGCGCGGCUGGUGGCGGGCCAGCGCAGCAACCUGCCUGACGCGCUGCAGACGCUCCUCAACACGCUCACCCCGCUGCUGCUGUUCAAGGCCCGACCGCUGCAGCUCAGCGUCUACCACAUGCUCAACAAAGUGAUGCCCCAGCUUCCUGAGAGUGACAGUGAAAGUGACAACAGCAAGUCGGAAGAGGACGACGGGGAAGAGCCAAGUCUGUCACCCCCAGCAGCUCUGAUGACCAUCCUGACGGCCACUGAGGAGCUGCUGGAGAACAUCCUGGGCGGCGUGCAGGUGGGCGAGUUCGCCGUGGUGCAGCCGCUCAGCGUGGAGCACUGCUGCAUUCUGGGAUACCUGCUGGCCUGGAAGCUCCUCUUGACCUUCUUCAAGGCCUCUCCCUCCAAUCUGCGUGUUCAGUACUCGCAGUACCUGAAGAAGAGCCGCUCGCUACAUCAGCUGCUGCUUCACCUGUUCCGCCUUAUGCCAGAGAACCCAUAUCUCCCAGGAAACGGAAACGAGGGCUGCAGCAAAGAGGCCAAAACCUUCUUCACCGAGCCCCUGUCUCUCUCAGUGCGCAUCUCAGAGGCAGACUCCCUGCGGUGGGAGGUGCCCCACCUGGCCUGCUCCAUGUACUACGGGGCCCUGAAGGACCUGCCUGCGAUGGUGCGCCUGUGGUGGAACAGCCAGGAGAAGCGCGUCUUCAGCGCCGUGGACAAGUUCACCAGCCGCUACGUGAGCAGCGUGCUGUCGGCGCAAGAGAUCGCCUCCGUGCACGCCAGCACUCAGACCUUCGACAGCAUGGCGGUGAAGGCGCGCACCACCACUAGGGAGGUGAUUGCCACGUACUCCGUGGAUGACAUCUUCAUCGAGCUGGUGAUCCAGCUGCCCCAUAACUACCCGCUGGGCUCCAUCUCCGUGGAGAGCGGUCGCCGGGUGGGGGUUGCCGUGCAACAGUGGAGGAACUGGAUGCUCCAACUCAGCACCUACCUAACACAUCAGAACGGGAGCAUCAUGGAGGGCCUGGCCCUGUGGAAGAACAAUGUGGACAAGCGCUUCGAGGGCGUGGAGGACUGCAUGAUCUGCUUCUCCGUCAUCCACGGCUCCAACUACUCGCUGCCAAAGAAAGCCUGCCGCACCUGCAAGAAGAAGUUCCACUCCGCCUGCCUGUAUAAAUGGUUCACUUCCAGCAAUAAGUCCACGUGCCCACUGUGCAGGGAGACCUUCUUCUAGUUCCUGUCAUUUUGGAGUCACCCCGAAGGAACUGUAUACUUUUGGACACACAGACGGAGAAAGAGAGGGAGGGAGAAGGAGAGGGAGAAGGAGAGAGAACUGACUUGAGGUACCACAGAACUAUGGCCCCCACGGGUCCUCCUAGGGUCUCUCAUCUCCUUCCCCGUCGUCAGGGCAACAGCAUGGCUCAGAGGGUGUUCUGGGUCGGUUCCACGUCAGCUGAGAGGAACUGCACAGAACACCCGGUGAACUUGUUCAGAUGUUGUCAUGGCAACAGCUUUUUGCUGGCGCUGACAUAAUGUGACUUGUUCAAAGGAAGUAUUAAUACAAAAUAAAAAAGUUUUUAUUUGGUUUUGUUUCAAAGCCAGGGCGCAGAAUGGACGGCUGAGGUGUGUAUAGCUAUGUAAUGGGUUACUGUUUUUAAUUCAAUCAUGAAUCCAAAUAAAAGUGAUGAUAAUCUUAAUGCCGUCUUUAUUUACCUCACAGAUAGACAGUGCCACUCACUUUCAUGUCUCACUGUUCAGUUCAGUUCAGUUAUCACAAGCUCCAUGACGAUAGAAAGCCCCGAACCUCCUGUUUGAAACCCCUCAUGUGCAGCAUCACACAGACUUUUCCAGUGUGACUCAGGAUGAGCAGGUUUCUGAAUUCAAGAGCUUCGGACAGGGAGCAAUGACCUGCAUGGAAGAUAAUGGGAUCAGAUCCAAGUUUCUACCAUAAAAAACUUUUUUUUUAGACUUUAUUGUUUUGUUUAUGGUUAUAUUUUUGUUAUUGGUUGUUCUCUGUUUUAUGGCAUUAAAUGACAACAUGCUGUAUGUA